This is a messenger RNA of Andrographis paniculata, 723 nucleotides long. Its product is annotated as histone H2AX-like. The record is from RefSeq and is a predicted model, not a curated record. Gene Ontology annotation, cellular component: nucleosome. Bases 74 to 505 code for a protein of 143 amino acids. NCBI's taxonomy places the organism in Eukaryota, Viridiplantae, Streptophyta, Magnoliopsida, Lamiales, Acanthaceae. Gene Ontology annotation, molecular function: structural constituent of chromatin; protein heterodimerization activity; DNA binding. The transcript is spliced from 2 exons.
CGAGUCUUUCUUCUCCAAUUCAAAUUUCCUUUCAGCAAUCUUUUUGAAAUUUUCAAAACCCUAAGGAUUAGCCAUGGGCGAAAAGAGUACAGCAGCGAAGUCCAUCGCCGGCCGCGGCAAGCCUAAAUCGAAAGCGGUCUCGAGGUCAUCUAAAGCCGGACUUCAAUUCCCGGUAGGUCGCAUCGCUCGAUUUCUCAAGAAGGGUAGGUAUGCGGAGCGUGUUGGAUCUGGCUCGCCUGUUUACCUCUCCGCCGUUCUCGAGUAUUUAGCUGCUGAGUUGCUGGAGCUUGCUGGAAACGCUGCCAGGGACAAUAAGAAGAAUCGGAUUGUUCCGAGGCACAUACAAUUAGCUGUGAGAAAUGAUGAGGAGUUGAGCAAGCUUUUGGGAUCUGUGACCAUUGCAAAUGGCGGUGUUCUUCCGUCUAUUCAUCAGGUUCUGUUGCCGAAGAAGGCAGGCGCAGGGAAAGAAAAGGGGGAAAUCGGAUCAGUUUCCCAAGAUUUUUAGGGCUUCUGGUGGAUUGAUUAGCUGUUUGGGCUUAGGCUUGUGAAUUCAAUGUUUUGCUGAUUGUGGUGUAAAUCUCUCUGCUUUGAAUGAAAAGUGAAGUUUUGUUAUUUUUUUGCUUUUUAAGAUUUUAAUCAUGUGUUCUUGAACCACAUAAUUGAGUUCUCGUUGCUUUAGCAUCAUGAUUUAUUGUAAAAUUGAGAAAGGAUAUGUUAACUGGU